Messenger RNA from Stegodyphus dumicola, 626 nucleotides. Its product is annotated as stromal interaction molecule homolog. Lineage: Eukaryota; Metazoa; Arthropoda; Arachnida; Araneae; Eresidae. Gene Ontology annotation, molecular function: protein binding; calcium ion binding; calcium channel regulator activity. Gene Ontology annotation, biological process: activation of store-operated calcium channel activity; intracellular calcium ion homeostasis; store-operated calcium entry. Gene Ontology annotation, cellular component: endoplasmic reticulum; plasma membrane. The record is from RefSeq and is a predicted model, not a curated record.
AGACUUCUUCAUACACAUCCAAAAUGUUUUAGUGUUUUUCUCUCUAACAGCCCAGGAGCUUUUUAUCAGAAUUCAAACUGGCACUGCACACCUUUCACUACGUAGUAAUUUUUUUAAAGUUAUCAGAUAGUCUGUUGCGGUUGCUUCUGCACAAUUCUAACCAUAACUGCAGAAUAGAAGGAAAACAAUGAAAAGUAUUAUGUGCAAGGGUGUGAUUAAAUUCACGAGAGUCUAAUGUUGUGUGCUGUAAACAGAAGUUACCGUCUGUGUAAUGAGUGGAAAAACUUUUUUGUUUUCUUUCAUUCUUCUACAUUGUGGUAUUUGCCAAUAUUGGUGCGCAAAAGUUGAUGAUGACAAUCAGGAGCUUGCGAAACAAGACGCAAAUACUGCAUGGAAUUGUGAGGUUCUAGAAGCUUGCAAUGAUAAGUUAGGAUUUGAUGCUAUUUUAACUCUUCAUCAACGUUUAGAUGAUGAUGCAGAUGGCAACAUAGACAUAGUUGAAAGCGAUGAGUUUCUGCGAGAUGAAUUGAAUUAUGAGAGUGGAUAUGAGCGACAGAAAAUAUUUCAUCGAAAUGACAAACAUAUAUCUGUAGAUGAACUGUGGAAUGCAUGGAAAUCUUCUGAAG